AUGCUACCACCUACAAACAGACGUAAGCAGCCACAACAAGCGUCCAAUAACCCGACCCAGGACGCCCACCACCAUCAGCAGCAAAAUCUAAAGGACACCCUCUCAGAUCAUUCAGACCCCCAAACAAGCACCGAUGAAGACGAGCUAAAAGCUCCUAAUGAGAUUCCUUUGAGCAACCUGGCCAAGGGCGGGCCCUCCAGAACUUCUUUCCGCCACAAGCACCAGCUCGGCGGCUGCCUCGCCGCCCUUGCCAACACCCUUGUCCUCCCCCUCACGGCGAGAGCUGCUUCAGACCAUCCCAGCUGGCGGCAGCGGCAGGAAACGGAUCUUCAAUCACUGGCCUUGGCCCUCGAGGGCCAUACACCCGUCGCCGUCGCCGCUGCUGCUGCUACUGCCUCGAUAUCCUCAACAACCAGACCAGCCGAGUACCCACCAGAGCACAUCUUCUCAUCAACCAGCCCAGCAAAGCACCCACCAGGGCUCAUUGAGGCCGUUGUCGCCGCCCCGGAGACGACCGCCGCCUCCAGCCCCCCUCCCGAGCCCGUGGUGGCGGAAGACGCUCCUACAGCCACCUACUCCCCAGCGCAAUUGCUUGAAUCCACAUUGCCAUUGCCUCUCAGCCCUGCCAUCUUGGAGGCGUACAGCAUCUGCACAUGCAAGUUGUUGGAGGAGGAGCUCGGACUGAGCGCCGCGUACGUCGAGGCCAUCGACUGGCUCACCACCACUUUCAACAACCACACCACCUCCCCUGAGUCCCCAAACCCCGCCGUCCCUGAGCCCGUCUCGACCUCGCCCCCAGACAACAACGGAAGCUUGGCUGGGCCCCAACGCAAGCGCCACAAAGCAAAUUCCAAGGACUUUGAGCUCAUGUUUCAAAGUGAUUGA
Puccinia triticina is the source of this 885-nucleotide messenger RNA. RefSeq lists its product as uncharacterized. The transcript is spliced from 5 exons. The coding region runs from base 1 to 885 and encodes 294 amino acids. The record is from RefSeq and is a predicted model, not a curated record. NCBI's taxonomy places the organism in Eukaryota, Fungi, Basidiomycota, Pucciniomycetes, Pucciniales, Pucciniaceae.